AUGCGAUUCUCCGAUCUCCUUUUCGCGACACUUCUUCUAGCUCCUGCAAAUGUUGUCGCAUGGGUCAAGUUCACAUCGCCUGCUGCAGGAGCGGAUUUGAGCACGGGAUCAGUGACGAUAUCAUGGGAGGAUUCGGGGGAUUCGCCAAGUAUUGACGAUUUGACGACGUACACGCUGCAAUUGAUGGUUGGAGGAAACAGUGACAGUAAUUCGGUGAGUGACGCUCAUAUAGCCGGGAAGAAAGAGAAGGGACGCAGUCGAUAUGAGGCAGGGAUAUUGUUUGGGGCUUCAGGGUAUACGCUGUACUGACUGGAUGGUCCUUCUUUCAGUUGGCUUUGACCACCAUUACAAGUACUGGCACUUUCUCGUCGGGCAAUAGUGUUAAGGGUACUAUUGUAGCGGGAUCGGCAGGACCGACUGCGAAUGGAUUGUGAGUAUCAUUGUUAUCUUGUUGCUCCGGCAAGGCCCUGACAUGUCGGCCACACAGUUACUUCAAGAUGACUUCGGUUGCCAAAGAAGGCGGGACGAUCGAGAACUACUCCGAUCGCUUCAGCAUUCCCUCCAUGACGGGCACGACACCAUCAGAGUACGAAACGGCCGCCAAGGCAGUGUCGGGCACAGCGGGACCAGAUACUGUUAAUAACGUUGCGAAUGAUGCAGCCGCAGCGGACACAACUGCAGCGGGUACUGGAGAAUUCACAGUGCCAUAUGCGCUCCAGACGGGUCUCACGAAGUACGCACCCAUGCAGAAAGUCCCGCCGACCAAGAUCACGAUGAAGAACUUCACGCCCAUGUAUUCGACGAGCGCCUAUACUAUCGCGACGACCUGGCUGGGGACACCGACCAUUCAGACGACGAUAACAGCGAGUCAGACUUUCUCGGUCGUCAGUCAGGAAAACACCGUAUGUCGUCUCUUCUUCUGGUCAUUACCCCAGGUACAAUGCUAAUUUGCUUAUAGGCUGCCGCACAAUCACAACCCACCGGCGACAUGGCAAAGUUCUUGGCCCGAUGGAAAGAUUGA
Lecanosticta acicola is the source of this 1021-nucleotide messenger RNA. Lineage: Eukaryota; Fungi; Ascomycota; Dothideomycetes; Mycosphaerellales; Mycosphaerellaceae. The record is from the annotation of a GenBank genome assembly.